CAGGAUCAUAUGACGGCAGCAAACCCGGAGCGGCUCACUUAUUAACGCUACACUUGGAGAGAGGACUUUAGGAACCCGGUUCGGUCCAGUGGAGCCAUCGAUCCGUUCGCAGCGCCGCGCGCGCCACUCUUUCUCCGGAGGUUGCCUGGUUAAAUUCCGCCGGUCGGUUUUUUUUUCUGCCGUUCAGCAAGGCAGCAGCAAAACGAGCGUCUGUCCCCAACAAGGACUGACCCUGAAACUGAGCGGAGACGAGCCUGGCCUUUGCAGACAUGCUGAUGUAUGAUUACCCUCCAAAGACAGACAUGGAGACGUCCUUCUACCCUUCCUCAGUGACAACCCCAGAGCCAUACGGAGUGAUCUUUCCCCAUCCCAGUGCCUUCUACAGAAUGCCCAUGCACACCUUCACCCCAUGCAACUCAACACAGCAGGAGCCAGUGGACCUGUCCGUCAGCAAACGCUCCUCUUCCACCUCUUCAGCUUCUUCUACGUCGCCAGCAUCCUCCCCAGCCUCCCCUCCCAGCUCUCCAUCCUCAACCUACAGCUCUGUGAGCCGUGCCUCCCCCUGCUCCCCGCACUCCCACCUUCACUCUUCACCCACUCAACCCCUCCCCCCACCGACUCACACAAUGUCUUACCCAUCUAUGGUCAUACAAAGUCCAAGGGUUAUGGUGUCACCGCUUGUUCUACCCCUGCCUCUCAUGUACCCGUCACCUAUUCACCUUCAUCCGCCGAUAAUUGUGAGCCCACCUCUCCCCAGUGAUGAAAGCCAUCCUACCAGCAGAGAACAUAAGUAUGUUCACUCUGCGAAGCAUGGGGAGGUCCAUGAGCUGCACAAGUCAAUAAAAACCGAGUCUCAGUCUGAACUUUCUCAGGACGCUCUGAGCAGCCAUGAGAUUAAAUCUCCUGUCAUGAGGAUACCCCACGAUUACGAGUGCAACAAUCCAUCAGUGAUAGUUCGCACAGGGUCUACGCAUCCUUUACCUGCAGAAUCACCUGACACGCUAAAAAAACGCAGAAUUCAUCGCUGUGACUUCUCUGGCUGCAACAAAGUGUACACCAAGAGUUCCCACCUCAAAGCGCACCGCAGAACACAUACUGGAGAGAAACCCUACAAGUGUGUGUGGGAAGGCUGCACAUGGAAGUUUGCCCGUUCAGACGAGCUAACGAGACACUUCCGCAAGCACACAGGAGUCAAACCUUUCCAGUGUCCUGACUGCGAACGCAGCUUCUCCCGCUCAGACCACCUGGCGCUACACAAAAAGCGCCACCUUCUAGUGUGAAAGUCUCUACGUCUCCUCAGGGCGCCUGUUUAGAACACUUUCACCUCAUUCAAAAGAGCCGGGAAUGCCUUGCUACUCUGUGUUCAGCUCAUUUAGACAUUUAUGGUGGCUGUGUCAGACCUCUGAUCAGCUGUGGAGGGCCCUGAGUGGCUGCAGCAUCUCAGCUGGCUUGAGAGCAGCACCCUCAUGUGUCUGCAGAGACAACCUGCAUCAUCAACCAAGUCUUGGCAUGCUCAAAUUCUUUAAUAAAUCAUAGGAUCUCUGUAGUUACUUUUUGGGCUUGGAAACAUACUUUUAUACACAUUAUUUGCUAGCUAGGACAAUAAAAUGUGAAAACUAUCCAGAAUGUAUCACAUCACACCCACUAUGCAUUGUGUCAUACAUACUUAAGCUGUUUUUUCUUUGUCGUUUUGCUUCUUCUUGAGCGCAGCUAGCUGUGACAUAAUGCUAAUGCUUAAUCCUUCUUAAUGAGCCUGCACGUUACACCACACACCACAUCUGCCUCUACAAGCUUAACUCCUUAUUCACACAGACGCUGUCAUCUGUGCGUUCUUCUAUUCCAUACAGUAAAAUCCCACUGGCUCCGUGGUGAAACAGCAUAACCAAUGCCCUGCUCCGUCUCUUUUUCACGGAGCAAACACGUAACAUAUUUGGUGUUAAGUGGGCCUUUCAUUUUGAAGUGAGGACAGGUAGCUAAAUACUUGCUUUCCAUUGGACACACACAAACACACACAGCAAGAAAAGGUGCACUUAAUAAAAGCAGCUUGGUAAAAGUCUGAGCUGUAAAAGUGUGUAAAAGUAAAAGUGGGACGGCAGGUCUCAUUCAUUUUGUUUUUAGAGUGAAGUGUUUAUUAAUGUUUUCAUUCAGAAAUGUGAACAUGGCUGCACAGGGGCAUUAUUGUGUGAGUGAGGAAAAGUCACCCAUCAAAUGGUUAAAGGGUAGAAUAACUAUUAUUCUUUUUAUAUUAUAACAUGUUUUAUGUAUGUAUAAACUCUGUUUCUGUUUUUUUUUUAUAUAUAUAUAUAUAUAUGACACCGUGGUAGCCUUUUUUUUUAUUGUAUGACACUUUUUAUGGUGCCUUUAAAAGUAUUACUGGCUCUUGAAUGUUUCUCCAUUUUUGUGUUACAGCCACUAACUUAAUGGGAGUUUCUGUGAUAGAGCAAACGAGAUUUUGUGGUGAGGGUGAGCCUGGUUUUAUUCCAGUGUUGUUCAGUAAUUAGUCCGAUCCCUCCUUAUGGUAAAUGGCAUGUACUUAUAUAGCGCCUUUAUUCAAGUUAGGAGACUUGACCAAAGCGCUUUACACUACAUUCAUUCACCCAUCCACACA
Molecule: messenger RNA, 2608 nt
Organism: Cyprinodon variegatus (sheepshead minnow)
Lineage: Eukaryota; Metazoa; Chordata; Actinopteri; Cyprinodontiformes; Cyprinodontidae
Gene: klf3
Product: Kruppel-like factor 3 (basic)
Exons: 6
Coding region: 270-1280 (336 amino acids)
Biological process (GO): regulation of transcription by RNA polymerase II
Molecular function (GO): DNA-binding transcription factor activity, RNA polymerase II-specific; RNA polymerase II cis-regulatory region sequence-specific DNA binding
Source: RefSeq, a predicted model, not a curated record